Molecule: messenger RNA, 564 nt
Organism: Aspergillus mulundensis
Lineage: Eukaryota; Fungi; Ascomycota; Eurotiomycetes; Eurotiales; Aspergillaceae
Product: glutathione peroxidase
Exons: 2
Coding region: 1-564 (187 amino acids)
Biological process (GO): response to oxidative stress
Molecular function (GO): glutathione peroxidase activity
Source: RefSeq, a predicted model, not a curated record
AUGUCUUCUGCGACUACAUUCUUCGACUUUGAGCCUGCUGACAAGAAAGGCAGCGCCUACCCCCUAAACCAGUUGAAGGGCAAGGUUAUCCUCGUCGUCAACACCGCCUCGAAGUGCGGCUUCACGCCUCAAUUCCAGGGCCUCGAGACCCUCUACAAAUCCAUCAAGUCCAAGCGCCCCGAUGAUUUCGUCAUCCUCGGCUUCCCCUGCAACCAAUUUGGCAGCCAGGACCCCGGCUCCGAUGACCAGAUCCAGGAAUUCUGCCAGCUGAACUACGGCGUUACCUUCCCUGUCCUGGGCAAGACUGAGGUCAACGGUGACAAUGCGAACCCGCUCUGGACGUGGAUGAAGGAGAGCCAGCCCGGUCUGUUGGGAUUGAAGAGGAUCAAGUGGAACUUCGAGAAGUUCCUGAUUUCCGCGGAUGGCAAGGUUGUUGGCCGCUGGGCUAGUACGACUAAGCCCGAGGGUUUGGAGGGUAAGAUUUUGGAGGAGAUUGAGAAGGCUGAGAAGGCGGGACUCUUGGCUUCCAAGUCUGCAGAGGGCGAGACUGCCAAGUUGGCGUGA